Drepanopeziza brunnea f. sp. 'multigermtubi' MB_m1 is the source of this 441-nucleotide messenger RNA. RefSeq lists its product as uncharacterized. The record is from RefSeq and is a predicted model, not a curated record. Gene Ontology annotation, cellular component: cortical actin cytoskeleton; actin filament; site of polarized growth. NCBI's taxonomy places the organism in Eukaryota, Fungi, Ascomycota, Leotiomycetes, Helotiales, Drepanopezizaceae. Gene Ontology annotation, biological process: regulation of actin filament polymerization. Gene Ontology annotation, molecular function: actin filament binding.
AUGUCCGGCGUCGACGCCCCCGAAAUCAAGACCGCCUAUGAUGAUGUGCGCUCCGACACCUCCGAAACGAAUUGGCUCAUCAUCUCCUACGCAUCCGCGUCGGGCGACAAGCUGAUCCUCUCCGAAACGGGCACCGGCGGCCUACCCGAGCUCCAAUCCAAACUCGACCCUUCGCAGGCGCAGUACGCCUACGUCCGCGUCGAGUACGCGAAUGACACCGAGUCCAAGCGUGUGAAGUUCGUCCUCGUCAUCUGGAUCGGCGAGGGGACCAAGGUGAUGCGGAAGGCGCGGGUGAGCAUCGAGAGCGGCGCCGUGAAGCGCGUAUUGGGACACCACAGCAUCCAGGUCGAUGCGAGGGACAAGGGGGAUCUGGACGAGGGGGACAUUGUGGUGCGGUUGAGGAAGGCCGGGGGCGCAGAUUACAAUGGAGGGCGCGGGUAG